AUGACUAGUCCUGAUCAAAUUGCAGCUCAGAUACUGAGCACCAAAUCCCUCUCAGUCGCCCAACCCUGGCUCAAUGCCUUUCUAUCAUCAUCCAGCACAGCACAACGCAAUAUCCCCCCAUCUGCUCUCGCAAAGACGGCUAUAUUCCGUCUCCUCGCCUCCGAUAUCAAAGAAUCACUCUCCAAACACAGAUCAUGCGUAUUACCUGUCGACAUCCACGACCCGAAGGUCCAAGAGCAACGGCUACAAGGCUCAAUCCCCGUGCAAGUGCUAGACAUCGAAGACAUAGGCACGAGCUUAUGGAGCCAGAUCGAAGCGAUUGAACGCGUUGAGCGCGGCGAAGCAAUCCGUGGCCGUGAAAUCGUGCGCACAGUAGCUGUAGGCGAGGAUCCUGAAGCGUCAGAGAACAAUCGCGCGAAUAACAACCCUACGAGUGGUGCUGCGAGUGCGUCCGGGAACAGUGGGUAUGGGCCGCACCGGUUGAUUCUUCAGGAUGCAGCGGGCACGAUAGCCGUUGGUGUUGAAAUGCAACGUAUUGAUGGGAUAGCGUUGGAGAAACUUUCUAUUGGGGCGAAGCUCUUGCUCCGUAAUCCAUCUGUUGCGAGAGGCAUGGUGCUGCUUUCUCCGGAGUCUGUUACUUUGCUCGGAGGCAAGAUUGAGGCUUUGGAUAAACCGUGGAGGGAGGGUAGGAAGGCUAGGUUGCUAGAGAAGACCGCAGGUGUCGAGAGAUAA
This is a messenger RNA of Penicillium expansum, 732 nucleotides long. RefSeq names its product OB fold domain-containing protein. The transcript has a single exon. The coding region runs from base 1 to 732 and encodes 243 amino acids. Lineage: Eukaryota; Fungi; Ascomycota; Eurotiomycetes; Eurotiales; Aspergillaceae. Gene Ontology annotation, biological process: resolution of meiotic recombination intermediates; double-strand break repair via homologous recombination. The record is from RefSeq and is a predicted model, not a curated record. Gene Ontology annotation, cellular component: RecQ family helicase-topoisomerase III complex; nuclear body.